GUCAGCCACUAAGCACCAUACCUCUUUCUGACGGUACCUCUGAGAUGACGGUCGCGGAGCUGCCCUGCGCUCCCUUGCCGGAAACCAAUGCACAUAUCGAACUGUCUCUCCUCGAUGGAGGGAGCUUUAUCGGUGAAUUUUCCAAGCUUCAUGCCGGCGUUACUAAUGGAAUAUUUCGAAUGUACAACUGGGCCUUCUAUAUUUCGCACAAGGGCCGACACAUUCUUUGGGAUCUUGGACUGGACGAGGAUCGAUCAUGUUAUACACCGUGGGUAAACCAAUUCAUGUUAGACAUCGCGAAUCAUGUUGGUCCAAGGAAGUCGAUCAUUCAUCAGCUUAGCGAAAGGGGUGUAGCAGCUAGCCAGAUAGAUACAGUCCUAUUCAGUCAUGCACAUUGGGAUCAUAGUCGACCUAUCCGUGAUGAAUUUCCUAAUGCAACGGCGUACUUUGGACCAGGCACAAAAGAUGGAUGUUCUCCUGGCCAUAUGGCGGACCCGAGUCUGCAAUGGGAUGGGCGUUUCUUUGAUCCCGAGAAAGCAACCGAGAGAUGGGAAGAGCUCGAGGGUUCUUGGGUAACAUUUGGGCCGUUUGAAAGAGCUAUGGACUACUUCGGCGACGGAAGCUUUUGGGUCAUUCAGGCACCAGGCCAUAUGGCAGGCAAUCUUUGCGCGGCGGCUCGCCUAGAGAGCGGAGCAUGGGUUCUAUUAGGUAGCGACUGCUGUCAUUCAAGGGAGCUCUUGGAUGGGGAAUACGAGAUUUCUCAAUUUUGCGUUCCAGGGGUAGGGAAAACGUCAUUGCAUGCUGACAUUCCUGCAGCCAAAAGCACCAUUGAUAGGAUCCGGAUCCUAGAAAAGAACUAUGGGUUCCAUGUUGCUUUGGCACACGAUGCUGCCUGGAUGAAGAAAGGGUCUGAUCUGGUUUUGAUGUCACUACUGGACGAGCAUAUGAAGAAGGCAGCUAAAGAGCGUAUAACCAAGGACGAGAUACCAUAG
This is a messenger RNA of Lindgomyces ingoldianus, 992 nucleotides long. Its product is annotated as Metallo-hydrolase/oxidoreductase. The record is from RefSeq and is a predicted model, not a curated record. Lineage: Eukaryota; Fungi; Ascomycota; Dothideomycetes; Pleosporales; Lindgomycetaceae. Bases 45 to 992 code for a protein of 315 amino acids. The transcript has 4 exons.